Molecule: messenger RNA, 1635 nt
Organism: Sparassis crispa
Lineage: Eukaryota; Fungi; Basidiomycota; Agaricomycetes; Polyporales; Sparassidaceae
Product: DNA polymerase subunit delta-2
Exons: 6
Coding region: 1-1635 (544 amino acids)
Biological process (GO): DNA replication; DNA strand elongation involved in DNA replication
Cellular component (GO): delta DNA polymerase complex
Molecular function (GO): DNA binding
Source: RefSeq, a predicted model, not a curated record
AUGACUUCGACUAUGCUUGAGCCACUCGCUGUCCCGGCUACACCGCUCACAAGGCCACCAACCUGUAUCCUCCCAUUUUCGUCACGAACACCGUCAUUCGUUUUGUCCUCCGCGAACAAGUCUUACAGACACCAAUAUGCAAACAUUUACUUUGUGCGCUUGCAGACGCUGCGGCCUUUUGUAGAAGAGCGCGCAAGGAGGCGGUGGAAGGAUGUUAAAGGUAGCCCCGAGUUUGUGCCUCGUAUGCUAGAUGUUGUGAAGGGACAACUAUGUUUCAUCAUUGGGACAGUAUAUAUGGACAUGCCCCUCAAACCCAACGUUCUCGAGGAUCUCGCCCGCGAUCACUCGAUACCCGCACCCCCUCCGCGCGAGAAGUUCUUCUCUUCCGACGACGUCGUCACGCUUGAAGAUGAGUCAGGGCGUAUCUGCCUUACUGGAGAGAAAAUCCGUAGUUCGUGUCUAGUAACCGGCGUGAUACUUGGUGCACUGGGCCUGGAGAAGAAUAGUGGAGACUUUGAAGUUAUCGAUAUCUGCUACCCGGGGAUGGCGUCACAACCAAGUGCGGGCUUAAGCUGGGGCAACCUUCAGCAGGCAGUUAAUAGCGAGAGCAUGGUCGUUGACGAGUCACCAAACGAGCCUGGCGAUGAGUGGAUUGCUCUUGUCUCGGGCCUUGAGAUUGGCGCGCCCUCUCCAUCUGACGGCCAGAUCGAAAUGCUUGUGGAGUAUCUCACAGGAGAAGCCGGCGGGCCACAAGACCAAUCGGAAGCGGCACAUAUCUCGCGUCUAGUCAUCGCCGGGAACUCGCUCGCACCUGUCCUGAGCACAAACGGAAGCGUGAACGAAGAGACCGACAGACGAGCUAGGCGAUAUGGCUACGAUGCGGCCAACUUCUCACCACACCCCACGCUCAAUCUGUCCGCGUACCUCCUGGAUAUCGCGCGCACAAUGCCCGUGCACAUCCUUCCAGGCACGUCCGACCCAUCAGGCAUCAUCCUACCUCAACAGCCCAUGCCGCGAGCCAUGCUCGGCGGCGCAGCUUCUUUUUCCUCUUUCUCCUGCGAAACCAACCCGACCUACAUCCGACUCGGGAGCGGGGACGCGCUCAAUCAAGCCCAAAACGGAGACCUCACGAAUGUCGGUUCCCAAGGAAAACUAAUAGCCUCCACCUCCAAGCUCGCUGCGAAGCCGGCGCCGGAGUCCCAGCAAGCGCGCACGCUCCUCGUGUCCUCUGGCCAGCCGCUGCAUGACAUGUUCAAGUACGUGUCCUCGCCGCCCUGGACACGGCUCGGGAUCGUGGAGGCGACGCUGCAGUGGCGCCACAUAGCACCGACGGCUCCGGACACGCUGUGGUGCCACCCGUACUUCUCGGCGGACCCGUUUGUGAUCGGAGAGACACCCGACGUGUAUGUUGUUGGGUGUCAGCCGGACUUCGGGACGAGGCUUGUUGAAGAGGGCGGGAAGAGCCGGGACGGAGGAGGGGAGGAUGUCGAUAUGGAUGGGGCGCAUGAGGGUCGGAAGAGAUGUCGGAUCAUACUGGUGCCAGGAUUUAGGGAGACGGGAAUACUCGUGUUGGUCAAUAUGCGGACAUUCGCGGUGCGGACUGUGCAGUUUGCGGUUACAACUAUAACGCCUUGA